AUGUCCGAGUCGUCUCCGUUCAAGCCCUUUGGCUUGACGCAGGUCUAUGUUCCCCGCGAUGGGGCCCCCACUGUUGAUAUCGUCUUCGUCCACGGUCUAAAUGGCCAUCCACAUGAUUCUUGGACAAGCAAGUCGACCAACUGCUACUGGCCUGUCGAUCUAUUGCCAGAUGUCCUCGCCUCUCUUCGUCCCCGUAUUCUAACCUAUGGGUACAACGCGAACGUAACCGCAUUCACGGAUGGUGCUUCACGAGAUUCCAUCGUUAGCCAUGCUGAGACCCUCGCGUCAAAUCUGGCUGCCAAUCGCAACCUUCGGAGUUGUUCCGACCGCCCCAUUAUCUUUGUCUGCCACUCACUUGGUGGUUUGGUCGUCAAACGCGCCCUGAUCUAUAGCCGUAGUCUUUCCAACGAGAAAACCGAGCACCUCCGUUCCGUCUACGUAUCAACUUUUGGUAUCCUCUUCCUGGGAACUCCUCAUAAUGGCUCUGAUAUCGCCAAAUGGGGCCUGUUGCUGCACAACAUCUGCAGUGCUGUUAUGCCCAAGAAGUUUAUGGAAUCCUCUCCACAGCUUGUCAAGGCCCUGCGGACAAACAACGAAACCCUACAGCAUAUCAACAGCUUAUUCGCCGAUAUCAUGAGUCGUUUCCACAUCUACCUUUUCCACGAGACUCGUUCCACCGACGUUCGUGGGACUCGCGAAAUUAUCGUCGACGAGGCAUCGGCUGCCCCUUAUCUAGAAGGUGUGGAGCGGAUGGGUAUUGAAGCAGACCAUAGUCACAUGUGCAAGUUCGAUGACGAGAAUGCCGCCGGCUAUGAAGUGGUUGCGGAGGCGAUUCUCCGCUAUUCCCGUCAAGCUCCUACGGUGAUUGCCGAUCGCUGGGUCGAGGAAAAGAAGGCUCGCACCCUUGAAAAGCAGCAUAAGGCAAGGGAAAUUUAUGACGGUCACUCCGUACUUGCACUUCCUCGUGGACCAGCCACUGAUGGUCGCAAUUCUCCUGUUUCCGAUGUUAGCAACGGUGAUUUGGCCCUCUCACACUAUUCCAACAAGGAUCCGCCGAUCUUUGUGGCACCUGCAGGGUUUCAUCCUAAUGCAACCUUUUUUGGAAUGGAGAAAGAAUUGGAUACCCUACAUAAUCGUUUGUUCAAGGCCAAAUCUCGGCCGGAUCGUACCAUGGCUGUCCUCAUCUCUGGGGUCCCAGGAUCCGGGAAGACACACUUAGCACGUCAAUAUGCCUUUACACAGCGCGAGUGCUAUUCUGGUGGAAUAUUUUGGAUUGAUGCAAAGUCCCGCGAGUCAACCGCUAAAUGCUUUUGGGAAAUUGCCCAGGCUGCUACCUUGAUGGACAAGAAAGAGACCAUUGAACCGGAAUACCAGGAAUCCCGAGGCUAUGUUACUGCCGUGAGAAAUUGGCUGCAGACGUGUCAUGACUGGCUAUUGAUUUUCGACGGUAUAACGUUUGAUCACGAUGAGGAUAUUAAUGAGUUUCGACCUUUUCUUCCCUGGAACAAGCGAUGCUGUAUCAUUUACACCUCCAUCGAUACCACCUUACGAAAGAAGCAGCGCCUAUUUGAGCCAUAUUGCCUGUCAAUGCCCCGAAUGCAUGUGGAUGAUGCAUGUAAGCUCCUUUUCAGAGAUCUCGGUAUCAAAAGGCCGACGAAGGAGCAAGCUGCAAAGGGUAUUGAAUUGGUCGAGCACUACGAAUGUCUACCGUUAGCAAUUCAUGCCAUCGGUCACCGUCUCAAUGCUACUCGCAAGCCAAUUGAGAGAUACCGCGUCAAGCACCAAGUGACAGAUAAGAAGCUUGCGGAACCAUUCCUCAGCAUCAUGAAUGAUCUAUUCCGCUUGAAUCAACCCCAGGCAUUGAAUCUUAUUAACUUACUUGCUUUUCUCGGCCACCAUGUUCCCGUGGGCCUGCUUAACCUCGGGAGACAUGAAAUGUCUACUGAGAAUGCAGAGAUUCUAAGCAGCGCCCAACCCGGCGAGGAGCCUGACCUUGAUACUACUCUUGGAACCCUCAUCCAUUACGGGUUGAUUGAGCGAACAUCGGACAUUGAGACUAGCUUCCAGCAAAAUGCAUCUGACCAGCAGUUGACUCAUGAGCUCGACAAACCUACAAACUCGUACCCGGAGCUGACAGGGUCGAUGACAGAGAGUAGCCAGGAAGGUUUCUUCUCCAUUUACCGUGGAAAUAUGCCUGUUGAUGUGGUCAAAAUCCACAGUGUGGUGCAGGGAUUCUGCCGGGAUGAACUGCGGAUCAAAGACGAGGAGUAUAACAAUACCAUGAGCAAUCAAGACCCUGGAUUCUAUAACUCGUGGCUGAUUGUGGCGACUCGUUUCUUAUGCAAGUCGUAUGAGACGGCCAAAGAAAGAAUGACCCACUACCACGACUGUGGACUUGUCCGCGACUAUCGAGAAUACCAAACCCAUGCAUCUCGAUUGGUUGAACUCUUUCCUAAAAAGGCCAUGAUGAGCGCAUAUCCCCCGGUUGUUCGAGAAGCGCGAGAGAAUCUACGACAACUGAUGAAGAGCCUGACCAAUGAGAUUGAACGCAAGUCCCCGAGCUCUUCCCAGGAGUCUAACCGCAAUCAAAAGUCGGUCUUUGAUCGUUCAAGCAGUUCAUCGUCAUCAUUCCCUGAAUCAUCUGCAGAUGAGGGUAUGUCGCGUCGAUCGACAUGGAACUGGACUGAAUCAGGGUCUGCUCGGGCGGAAUCCCCCGAGGAGAUAGGCAACAAUGCUCGUUUUCGAUUGGAACUUUUCCCGCCUCAUAUCUUCAGACAAGCAGGCUACGAAUCAGAGGAUGGCUACGAAACGGACCAAGAGAAUCAAGUGGCGAUACAGAUUUCACCAUCCCUAUCGCAAUUGAGCCAGAGCACUGAGAAACCAAAGCCGUCACCGAGAGCAUCAACUCCACCCGCUCCCGCUCCAUCUGAUGAUCAUGGUUGGCAAGUAGUCGACCGGCAUACUAAAGCUCAAACACCGCGAGAGAGACAACAAAGGUGGAAAAAUAGAGGCCCUCGUCGGCUACGUGGUGCUAGGCCGGCCGCUCCACUGGUAAAGAUUUCACAAGUGCACGGAAGAGGAUCCUCAAGUCGCGUGUCGCCAGAUAAUGGCGGCAGUUCUACAAUUUUGGCUUCGGCCGCAGAGAAGGCAUUGGCUGCAGUCCGCCGAUUGAGCGAUGGGCAAUCCACUGCUGAGCCCCCAAAGCGAUCUCCGGUACAAGUGUCCACCAUGCAGGAAAAUGUUCCAACAUACGCAAAUAUGGCAGCCCGGCGCAGGCUUGAGGCAGAGGUCCCACUUCGACGUCCGGCAUCGUUACCUCUCCCUCUUCGUGGAAUGGAUCAUAUUUCUGGUAUCCAGAUGAAGCCGUCCGUGGAGUCACUUGAUGGCCAAACAGGGCAUAUUUUUGCAUCUCCGCUAGCUCACGAGUUAACUUCCCGUGAGAUUCUAGCAGAGCCACUCACUCGUUCAACUUAUAGUGAAUCCGGCACUGACUUUUAUGGCCAACGGUUCGAAGGACCAGGUGGUCUACACACAGCACCGAACUCUCAAAUCCACUCUCGCCGGUCAUCAGUAGCUACUGCUUUUGAACCUGCUCGGCGAGAUCUAUCAUCGAGUGUUCCAUCGAUUCUCCCUUACCCGCUCCAUCUUCAGGAUAUGUCUGCAAGCACGCCAUCUCUCAUCCCAUACCCACCUCCACCUCUGCCAUAUGACCAGGACAUCAGCGUUACCAUGUCAUCCCACAGAAAUCGACCACCUAUGCCAAUGGGUCCGGUUGCAUCUACACCUGCCAAUCCUACGCCAAUUUCUCAUCCUUCCGCGAUUAUGCCCGGAGCACUGCCACUCACCCAUGCAUUUUCUGAUAAUAUAAUCCCACGAGCCCCGGACCACGCCGGACCAGAGGGCCUUUCUCGUGGGUCGUCGACAUUAUCACAUCAGUCUUGGGCAACCGAGCCUGUCCGAUACCCACCGCGAUUCUCCCCGAACCCAAGUUUCCAGCAACAAGGUGAAAUAUCACGAACUGCAUCACCCAUGGUUCCCCAAUCACAGCCGCAACCCGUCACCGGAACAGCCAGCUGGGCAGAUGAUAUGUCUCAGCUGGGAAGUGCUCUGCAGUCAGAUGGUAUUUAUCCCCCGCCACGUAGCCAACGCCUGGGCUCGGUGGAUGAGCGACUACAAGACAUGGAGCUGAGCUGGAACCCCGAUAUCGAGCCUGCGCAUCUCCUGCACUACAGGGGACAUCGCGUUGAUGUCCGCGAGGCGCGCCAACGAUUGCACGAGAAUGCCCGACUUCAAGUUCCACGACAUGUCCCGACGUACCAAAUGUAUCAUCGCAAUCUUUCCGGUCCUUUGAUACAGGAAGGUGUUCAUUUCUAUGCCCCGGCGCUGGCGCCGGAGCAAACUUUAGAUUCAUACAGAAUGCGGCCGCGAAGUGGAAGCUCGCCACCACGGCCUCUGAAUCAUGAUGCCUGGCAGACUGCGGAUCAUCUCAUCACUGUGGGGGCGGACCUCGGCACGGACGCAGAGAGGAACCAAAUCCGGUUUCAAUCUAGAUCUCCUUUUCAUCUCAUCACAACCCUAGAAGCUGGACGACAAUUUACAAACUUGUUCAUCCGAAAUGAGUACGCUGUCGCCGAGCAUCGGCCUUCUGAAGCUGAUGCUGGCCCGGGUACCGAUGAUACUGAAAACCCUCAUCCAGCAUGGUAUUCACAUGUCCCCGUCUCUGGUCGGCAAGACUUGCGCACCGAGCUGACAGUCGCAAUUAUUCGCUCGUUCAUGACUUUCAGUAAUUCUAUCACCAAGACCCAGCAGAAUAGCAUGCGCGACCCCGGGAUCAAAGGCCCUAUCUGGGUUUCCAAAGUCGUCCUGCCCAGCCCCGAAAUCGAUGUGCGAAAUGCAGUUCUGCACGCCAUUGACGAGCUAAAGACUGGCGAUGAGUCCUUUGAUAUACCUGGCAUAGCUCCCGUGGAAGCUGAAUGGACUGGUUAUCGCAGUGGAGUGGACAAGAACGCGCCCCAACCGGAUAUCUCAGAGACGGAGAAGUAUCACGAACUACGAAAAGAGGCCUCAUCUGAUACAACGGUAUUAUAUUUCCAUGGAGGUGCCUACUUCUUGAUGGACCCCUGCACCCACCGUGUAUCUGUCUCGCAACUGUCACGUCGGACUGGAUCCCCAGUGCUUUCAGUCAGAUAUCGGCUCGCACCACAGAAUCCAUUCCCUGCUGCUCUGGUCGAUGCACUGACGGCCUACCUAUCACUUAUCCACCCACCACCAGGGGCAUUGCACGACCCGAUACCCGCCAACAAGAUUGUCAUCGCUGGCGACUCCGCUGGCGGAAAUCUAUCCUUGGUCCUGCUUCAGACUCUACUCACUCUUCAACGAUCUUCCCGCUCAAUCAAUUUCCAUGGCAAGGAAAUACUUGUUGAGUUACCCGCAGGUGUGGCUACUAUCUCCCCGUGGUGCGAUAUUACACACUCGAUGCCAUCUGCGGUCCAAAACGCCAAAUUUGAUUAUCUUAUCCUGCCUACCUUUGAAGGCGAUAAAGCAGCUGCGUCUGCACCCUUUGCCCCGGCUCCAUUCCCGCCUGAUGCCGUAUGGCCAGUCUCUCCACCACGGAGCGAUCUGUACGUCAACGCCAAGACCGUACUGCAUCCUCUCGUUUCUCCUCUCGCUGCGUCUCCGGAUCUCUGGAAAAAUGCCCCGCCGGUAUUCAUUUCGACUGGAGAGGAGUGUCUCGCAGAUGAUGGCCUGAUAACUGCUCGCCGUAUGCACGAAGCGGGUGUAUCUGUUGUUGCGGAGCAGUUUGAGGCAGCAGGUAAAAGGUUCUUCGAAGGGUUGUCAGAGUUCUGUCGUAAUGCCGGGGCUGGCCGCGUUGAACCAACUGGCAAACUCACCUAUCUCCCCUUUAAGCUGCAAUCAACCCGAGAAAUUCCGCUUAAGGAUGUCAGCGAUGUAAACGAUGAAGAGGUCGAAGCAAGGAUGCGGCGAACUGCAGAGUGGCGAUUAGAGGGGGAGAAGGAAAUGCUGAGGCGUGAAAGGGCACGAUUAUAG
Penicillium cosmopolitanum is the source of this 6048-nucleotide messenger RNA. RefSeq lists its product as uncharacterized. The coding region runs from base 1 to 6048 and encodes 2015 amino acids. Gene Ontology annotation, molecular function: ADP binding; hydrolase activity. The record is from RefSeq and is a predicted model, not a curated record. The transcript has 6 exons. Lineage: Eukaryota; Fungi; Ascomycota; Eurotiomycetes; Eurotiales; Aspergillaceae.